UUAACUGUAAAUGCGUCUUAGUUUCCAUUUUAUUUAAAAUGGUUAAAUACUAUUAAAAAUAUCUAAAUUAUAGAUAAAAAAUUAUAAUUUGUUAAAUAUUCUCGCUAUUUAAACAAAUUUUAGCUAUAAAUCUAGAAAUUUACUUCUAAAAAAGAAAUUGUUGAUUUUAUUUAACAUUAAGAUGAAAUAAGAUAAAGUAAGUAUAUAAAUAAAUAAAUAUUUGAUUUUCUAGCUAAAUCUUUUUACAAAAAUAAAAAAAUAGAUAUUAAAUUUAAAAUUAGAAAAAAUAAAAAAAAUAGAAGGGCGUACCCUUGUUAAGUAAAGUAUCUAAUUUUUGUUUGUUUGUUUCUUUUUUUUUUUUUGAUGUUAUUUGAUUUGAUUUUAAUAAUUUCUUUUAUUAUUUUUUGUUUUUGUAUUUAUUAUUUGUUUGUUAUUUAUUUAUUUAUCUCUGUUCUGUCUGUCUGGCUCUUAAUUUCUUUUAUUAUUUUUUUUUAUUUUUAAUUAAUUUUUUAGAUUUAAAUUUAUUUUUUCUUUUUAUAAUUUUUUAAAUACUAAGAGAGAAUUCGAAGUAUAUCGAAACGAAAUAAAGAGUAAAUCUAUAUUUUUAAGCUUUUAUUUUUUUAAAAUGCUUUUUUCCAAGAGAGGUGUGAUGAUUUGCAAAGGUGA
Messenger RNA from Tetrahymena thermophila SB210, 666 nucleotides. Its product is annotated as transmembrane protein, putative. The record is from RefSeq and is a predicted model, not a curated record. The transcript has a single exon. NCBI's taxonomy places the organism in Eukaryota, Ciliophora, Oligohymenophorea, Hymenostomatida, Tetrahymenidae. The annotation marks the transcript as partial.